CUAGAAUGUUGUAAACACUGACACUGUUCUGUGAGUUAGAAUGUUUUAAACACUGACACUGUUCUGUGAGUUAGAAUGUUGUAAACACUGACAGUGUUCUGUGAGUUAGAAUGUUGUAAACACUGACACUGUUCUAGGAUGUGGAGGUGACACGAGCCGUGAAGGAAGCUUUGGCAGGCAGCAGGGGACGAGCACACCGUGGGCGUAUGGGCGUGCGGGUGGAAGAAUUACGACGUGGGCGCUACCUCAAGACGGGCGGCGGGGAUGAGAAGACCCCCAAGACCACAAGGAUGAAAGCAAAAGUCACCUCCUCUAAGACCCUUCCGCUGCUGCUGCUCUACAGCAGCGAUUCUGCUAUCCUCGACCUGUCUGCCCUGGGCCUGGCUGCUCUCAACCUCUCCCGCCCGCACCCACGCCCACGGCCACACCACGCCCGCGCCAGGAACACCCACAGAAAGUCCUCCUCCCACCACAAGGCGUCUUCAACCCACUACAGUCGCUAUGCUCGCCAGAUUUCUUCCACUAAUUCAACAGAGCUGGUGCGGGAGCGAAGAUCCCUGGAGGACCCGUGGGAGGACGUGGAGAUGGUAGAGGGUGGCAUGGGCGUGGGGAACGCCCACACCCACGCCCUUCUCACCAACGAGCUGCCACUCCCUCACGAACACCAUCCCUUCACGCCUCUCCUACCUCAGGAGGAGGAAGCUGCCCGGGAGGAGCGUCGUCGUCAGCGACGUCUGCAGCGUCAGCAGCGUCGUCGUCGCCGGGGUCGUCGUCGGGGCAAGAAGGACGACCUCAUCCCGCUGCCCAAGAACUACUCCAAGACCAAGUGGGGCGAGGACACCCUUGGAGCAUCUACUAACAUCGUAGAAUCACUAUCACAUCAAAAUGUAAAGGUCCAAAGACUGACAAUCAGACUAGUCCUUGAGAUCAGAGAUUAA
Cherax quadricarinatus is the source of this 938-nucleotide messenger RNA. Lineage: Eukaryota; Metazoa; Arthropoda; Malacostraca; Decapoda; Parastacidae. The record is from RefSeq and is a predicted model, not a curated record.